Arabidopsis arenosa is the source of this 1316-nucleotide messenger RNA. NCBI's taxonomy places the organism in Eukaryota, Viridiplantae, Streptophyta, Magnoliopsida, Brassicales, Brassicaceae. The record is from the annotation of a GenBank genome assembly.
GUUUUGUAUUUAUAAAGUCUCUGUUUUUACUCCUCUGAAGCUGUAACGGCUACAAUGAGAUUUGCUACUCUGUUUUGGGUUUUGAUGCUUCUACUUCGAUUCGGUUUAUUCGUGGAAUCGAUCAUCGUCCCAGUUGAUUUCUUGGCUCUACAAGCGAUUCGUAAAUCGCUCGAUGAUUUACCAGGUUCAAAUUUCUUCGAUUCAUGGGAUUUUACCUCUGAUCCUUGUAACUUCGCCGGAGUUUAUUGUGACGGUGAUAAAGUAACCGCGCUUAACCUCGGUGAUCCAAGAGCCGGUUCACCCGGUUUAUCUGGUCGGAUUGACCCGGCUAUUGGAAAACUCUCUGCUUUAACGGAGCUCUCUAUCGUACCUGGUCGGAUCAUGGGUUCGUUACCGCACACAAUCUCGCAGUCAAAGAAUCUCCGAUUUCUCGCAAUCAGUCGGAAUUUUCUCUCCGGUGAGAUUCCAGCGAGUCUCGGCGAGCUUCGGGGACUCAAAACACUUGAUCUGAGCUAUAAUCAGCUAACCGGGUCGAUUCCUCCGUCAGUCGGAUCCUUACCGGAGUUAUCCAAUCUGAUUCUAUGUCACAAUCACUUGAACGGAUCAAUUCCUCAAUUCCUCUCACAAACCUUAACACGAAUCGAUCUCAAACGCAACAACCUCACCGGCGUAAUAUCUCCCACGUCUCUUCCGCCGUCGUUACAGUAUCUCUCACUCGCUUGGAACCACCUAACCGGACCAGUAAACCGGGUUUUACUCAGAUUAAACCAGCUCAAUUACCUCGAUCUCAGCUUAAACCGGUUCACCGGUGCAAUCCCCGGUCAGAUCUUCACCUUCCCGAUCACCAACCUCCAAUUACAACGUAAUUUCUUCUACGGCGUGAUUCAACCGGCGAAUCAGGUAACAAUUCCGACCGUCGAUUUAAGCUACAACAGAUUCUCCGGCGAGCUUUCUCCGCUUCUCUCCAACGUACAGAAUCUCUAUCUAAACAAUAACCGAUUCACCGGUCAAGUCCCGGUUAGCUUCGUGGAUCGGUUAUUGGCAUCGAAUAUACAAACACUAUACCUCCAACACAACUUCUUGACGGGAAUACAAAUUAGUCCGGCGGCAGAUAUUCCGGUGAGCAGCUCGCUGUGUCUGCAAUACAACUGUAUGGUGCUACCGGUACAGACGCCGUGUCCGGUUAAGGCCGGUUUGCAGAAAACCAGACCCACAACGCAAUGUAACGAGUGGCGAGGGUAAAGACGUAAUUUCAAGAUGUUGUUGAUUUUCGUGUCUUUCUCCGGUUAUUUUGUUACUAAACCUUCGAGUUUCGA